Molecule: messenger RNA, 459 nt
Organism: Ramularia collo-cygni
Lineage: Eukaryota; Fungi; Ascomycota; Dothideomycetes; Mycosphaerellales; Mycosphaerellaceae
Product: probable CBF/NF-Y family transcription factor
Exons: 4
Coding region: 1-459 (152 amino acids)
Biological process (GO): chromatin remodeling; RNA polymerase II preinitiation complex assembly; negative regulation of transcription by RNA polymerase II
Cellular component (GO): negative cofactor 2 complex
Molecular function (GO): core promoter sequence-specific DNA binding; protein heterodimerization activity; general transcription initiation factor activity
Source: RefSeq, a predicted model, not a curated record
AUGUCUGACAAGGAAUUCGGAGGCAACGACGACCUCUCGCUGCCCAAAGCGACGGUACAAAAAAUCAUCAACGAGGUUCUCUCCACCAACCCUUCACUCGUCGGCGCAGAUGGUCAGCCCGGUGGCAUGACCUUCGCCAAAGAGACGCGCGACGUGCUCAUUGACUGCUGCGUUGAGUUCAUCACCAUGUUGUCCUCCGAGGCCAACGAGAUCGCCGAAAAGGACGCCAAAAAGACCAUCGCAUGCGAACACGUCACCAAAGCCUUGGCCGAGCUGGGAUUUGAGGAGUAUGUUCCGGAGCUGCGCAAGCAGGCUGACAGCUUCAAGCAUGCUGCCGCGCAUCGUGAAAAGAAACAGACCAAGAUCGAGCAGUCCGGCAUGACCAGCGAGGAGUUGAUCCGAGCCCAGGAGGAGUUGUUCAAGACCGCCGGUGACAAGUACAACGCUACAGAGCCGUAG